AUGGAAAAAACGAAUUCCUUGAUUCACGGUGUUCUUUUGGAGACUAAGCUGAACGAUGAAGAAGAAAAGAAGGGAAGACGAUUCGGAUUGUUGACUGACCACUUGUAUGUAUACAAACGAAGUGCAUUGAGUCAUGCCUUAAUUCAGCAAUAUGACAAUAUGAGAAACAUUGAAAAGCAGAUCAUGUUGGCAAAUUGUGUUGUGAAUAUUCAUAAUCCAAAUCUUCCCGAAAUUUCGGAAGCGAAACAGAAGGCGUUUCAAUUAGCAAAAACAGUUUAUGAGAAAACUCUGAAAUUAAAGGAACGACGGUUGAUUUUUGAAAAAGAAGAGAUUGAUUUAUAUCGGAAAUUUGUUCACAAUCUGUAUGAAAAGUCAAAUGAUGACAAAGAAUUGAAAGAUCUCAGUGAUGGAUAUACUUGGAUAGCAAAGAAGUUUGAAGAGAUCUCGAUAACUCAUUUGGAAGAAGAAGAAAUCGAAAGAAUUGAUGAAGAAACUGAUGAAAAAAUGGCAAGGCUUGUGGCAAUUUGUAGAGAAAAUGAGCCAAUGGAUGAGGAGAAUCUCGAAAAGUUUUAUAAAUGGAGAGCGCUCAAAAAAGAAAAGAAAGAAUCGGAACAAGAGUUGGAGCUAUCUCAUAGAAAGCUAUCAGACGAAACUCGAAAAUUCCGGAAUAUAUUUUUGGAUCGAUACGAAACACUUAAUGAAAUCGAAAAAGAAUUUAUAUCGAUUGGUUGUUCAGGAGAACUAUUACCAAUUGCUAUGACCGAAGCUUCAAAAUUAUUUCUUCUCGAGAUUACAGAUCGAAGUUUUGUUGUUGAUAAGGCUUUGAUUGCAUACAUAGAAGGGCUGAAUCGUGGUUUUCAAUCAAUUUUGAUGUUUCGAAAACACUUUCCCCCGAGUAUUCCAAGAAGUUAUGAAGAUGAUAUUUAUAUUCAAUUGUUCGAGGUCAAUGACGACACAGAUUUUGUUCAAAACGUUUUUUCUCAAUACGCAUUCAAUUGGUAA
Molecule: messenger RNA, 1002 nt
Organism: Caenorhabditis remanei
Lineage: Eukaryota; Metazoa; Nematoda; Chromadorea; Rhabditida; Rhabditidae
Exons: 1
Coding region: 1-1002 (333 amino acids)
Source: RefSeq, a predicted model, not a curated record